Molecule: messenger RNA, 561 nt
Organism: Schistocerca gregaria
Lineage: Eukaryota; Metazoa; Arthropoda; Insecta; Orthoptera; Acrididae
Product: dTDP-4-dehydrorhamnose 3,5-epimerase-like
Exons: 1
Coding region: 1-561 (186 amino acids)
Biological process (GO): polysaccharide biosynthetic process
Cellular component (GO): cytosol
Molecular function (GO): dTDP-4-dehydrorhamnose 3,5-epimerase activity
Source: RefSeq, a predicted model, not a curated record
AUGGGGUCCGUUGCGCUGAUAGAGGGUUCGUUUGUGCGUCGGUUGGCGUUGCACGUGGAUCACAGGGGCUCGUUUUUGGAGGCGUUCAACGCGAGUUGCUUCGAGGAUCCCGAGUUGCGAAGGUGCCUGCAGGUGAGCGUGUCGCGGAGUCGUCUGGACGUGCUGAGGGGCAUUCACGCGUCUCCGUACGGCAAGUUGGUUAGCUGCGUGCAGGGGAGGGUGUUGGAUUACUGCGUGGAUUUGCGACCGGAGUCGCCGACGUAUUUGAGGUGGCAGCGCGUGGAGCUCGACGCUAGGAGUCCGGAGCAGGUGUACGUGCCCGAGAGGUGCGGACAUUUGGUGUUGUCGCUGGAGGACGAUUCGCUGUUGUGCUACGCGCAGAGCGGGAGUUACGACCGAGAGUUGGAGAUGGAGGUUCACGCGAGGGACGAGCAAAUCGGGCUGGCCUUCCCGAAGCCCGUCAGGGAGGCCGAAUACGUCAUGUCGGAGAAGGACAGUCUCGCGCCGAGCCUGCGGGAGGCGAGAGAGGCUUACCGACGGAGGGUUGGCAGGGAGUGGUAG